AACAACAACCACUUUUUUCGGUUGCAAACGCCUUAUGGGUUGAUAAUCGCAUUCACUUAAUUCCAUCUUUUAAAGAAAUCACUGAAACAAUCUACAACGCAAAAGUGGAAAACGUCGACCUUACAUUGGAGGGUGAUAAAGUUAGGGAAGAUGUAAACAUAUGGGUGGAAAAGGAGAUCGAGUUCUCAUUCGGAAGGCAGAAGAUCAUGGUUUUCUGCACUCAAUCAAAACAAACACCGAAUCAAGUUUCCCCAAUUCGUCUUGGACCUCAUGCAAGGCCGUUCCAUUCGAUGUCAGAGGUGGCAAAGGGGGUUUUCUUACUUGAUCUGAGUUUUGGUUUUUGGGAAAGAAGAUUAGGGUUUUGAUGAAAAAUCAAGUUUUGGGGGUGUUCUUAUUUGGCAUCUCAUUUAUUUAUUAUCAUCAAGCGAAACAAAGAAAAAAGAAGAUAGAUCUAUCAUUUGUCCAUGCUUCAAGGUCGAAGACAUUUCUCAGGAAGAUUGAGCUCUCUGCGUUUUUCUCGAUCUAUGAAUCCAUUUCCCCGGUAAUAUGAAUUUUUUCCCCUUUAUCUCUAUAUGAUUGUUGUUUGUGGAUAUUGUUUUUUCAUUGGUAUUAGGGUUUCUUUCUGUAAUUGCUCUUAGCUGAGUGGAUUUUUAGAGUAACUUAAAUUCACGGUUAAUAAUAUAUUUUUUUGUUUUUUUCUGUGAGGGAUUUGGGAUGUUUUGGGGUCGGCCUAGGAUGGGCAAUCGGAGAUGGAGAGCUCGGUUGGCCUUGGGAGAUGGUAAUUUGGGUCACUCUUUCUUCUGCUGAUUCUCAGAAGCAAUUGAGAAGUGUUGAAAUUUUUUAGGUCAUUAUCUAUUUUGGAAAAGAAACUUCUUUUCAGGAUUGUGGAGGAAACAACCAGGAAUAACGAUGGAGGAAGCUACUGAUGGUAUGUUUCUCAUAACUUUUCAAUCAGAAUUUGUUAAACAAAGGAUUAUUAGAGGUCAACCAUGGCAUUUUUUGGGUCAUUAUCUGUCGCUUGUGGAGUCAUCUGGGAUUAAUCAGGUUGUAGUGGAGGAUUUUAAGAAUAUUUCGUUUUGGAUCCAAGUUCAUGGUAUUCCUAUAAAAAACAUUAAUGAAACUUUGGGGUCAAAAAUUGGAAUGAUAAUAGGAAUUUUUGCUGAAUAUGAUGCUGAAAACUCAAGAACUUUUAUGCGAAUUAGAGUACUUUGGGAUAUAAAUCGUCCUUUAUUAAGGGGAAUGUUAUUUGAGGGGGAGGACCAACUAUCUAAUAUGUGGAUCUCUUUUAAGUAUGAAAGGCUAAAUACUUUUUGCAAGUUUUGUGGUCUAUUGGAUCAUGUUCAUACCGAGUGUGUAGCACUUUUGGAGGAGAUCGAGGCAGGAACUCGACCAAUCUUACAGUACGAUGAUAAAAUCAAAACAACUGGUUUAGAUCAUAUGUUUUCGCCGGUUCGCUCCUCAACUACUGGAGGACCUAUACAUAAAUCAGUGACUCAAAUGGCUAAGGAUGUUGCCCUAAAGAAGGCUAGUAAUGCAGUGCUGGGAUUAACCACUAAGAGGCAGAAAAUCUUCAUAUCUGAUCAAGAGCAAGGGACAACUUACACUCAGAGAGCUAUAAGUAAGGAAGAAGUUUCUUUGCUAAAUCAGAAACCGAUUGAUUCAAAUAAGAGUGAUUAUACUAAUAUUGCCUUCAUAGAGAGUGGUAAUGCAGCUGAGAAAACAAGAAAUUCAGAGCUAUCAAAGGGGAAAACAAUUGAAGUGGGGGCUAACUCUGGAUCAAAAGGGAAGACUAAAAAUUCAAAGGCAUAAAACUCAUUGACAAAUGAGAUAGGAUUGCUAUUACUAAGUAUUUCAAUAAAUGUGUGGGCUGUUUUCUAGCUAAAAGUAGACUAUUAUUGGGUGUUUUUUAAUGUUAUGUUGUGUGUUUAUUUCAAGAACAUAAGUCAUGGAUGUUUUCUGGUUUUAAGUAUAUGUUUCUCUUGUCAUAUUUUAAAGCGUAAAUUUCCUAUUUUAUUCCUCAAAU
Messenger RNA from Cannabis sativa, 2023 nucleotides. RefSeq lists its product as uncharacterized. The record is from RefSeq and is a predicted model, not a curated record. The transcript has 3 exons. Bases 910 to 1809 code for a protein of 299 amino acids. NCBI's taxonomy places the organism in Eukaryota, Viridiplantae, Streptophyta, Magnoliopsida, Rosales, Cannabaceae.